AUGUCAUUAUCGUCGACUUGUAUAGAAUGGAUUCUGUUGGUAUGUCUUGUUCAAAAGAGUCAAUCAUUAAGAAUCUAUUAUGAGGAGGGGGAUUCAAAUCGUGCGAAACCCACGUCCAAAGUAACGCAACCCAAAAGAGUCAUUUCGCCCUCAUCAAAAAUAGCGAUACCUACAAGGCGAGUGGCUGCACCCACACCCCCUCGCUACCUGCCACGGCCCUUACCCACCGAUCGAUGGAAUGCAAAAGAAGACAUGGAAGAAGAAGACGAAGACGAAGAGGACGAGGAAGAAGAGGAGGACAAUGCUGUGGACGUACGCCGCAAAAUACCAGGAGGCAUCACCACCACCACCACCACCACCACCACCGCCGCCGUACGAUGGCCAUUGCAUCCCUUUGGCAGACAGAUUCAUCCUUCCACAGCCUUAUCGACGAAUGGUACACAAACAAGGGGCGGGCCUCCUUCUUUGACGGCCACUCCAGGCACGACGGUGCAUCGUCUGCUACCCACCCUUCCCAACAACAACAACAACACCAACACCCUCCCUCCUCCUGCCACAGCCGUCCCCGCCAACCCCACCCUUUUACCUGCAGCCUCUUCUUCUCCUCCUCCUUCAGCAGCAGCACCGCGUGCUGUCUCCUCCUCCGCUGCCUUGAUGGGGAGUGUCAUUGGGGCUGUCAUCGUCGUGAUUGUGGGUAUCACAGCCUUCAUCAUGAUAAAGAGAAAGAAAAAGAAUAAGGACCGGCAACAGCUCUCGCUGCACCAAAGUUUCCAACCUGAUCCGUUUGGUAUGGGCUUCUCAGGAGGCACAGGUACAGGUACAGGUACAGGAUCCAAAGGAAACGACAAGGGUACAAUGUCUGCUUACCAACAGCAACAGGAAUUGCUGUCACAACCAAGAGCGACGUUUGAUCAUUACAAUGUCACGCCUAUUUCACCUGCUAAUCAAGAAGCUAUCUAUUUAUAUCAACAACAACAACAACAACAACAACAACAACAACAGCAACAACAACAACAGCAACAGCAACAGCAACAGCAACAACAACAGAAUGCGGUGACCACAGCCUCCUUAGACCCACGGUUAUUUACCGUCAUUGCUACUUACACACCGACGCUCAGUGACGAAUUACAGUUGGAUUUGGGUGACCAGGUAGAAUUACUGUUGGAAUACGAUGAUGGCUGGUGUCAGGGCAUCAAUGUAACAAAGGACAAUCGUAAAAAGGGCGUCUUUCCUCGACAUUGUAUCGAAAACCACCUGCCAUUGGAUCCAACCCACUCCUUCUAUGGCACGGCGUCCUAUCACCCCCACCCUGAUUCGAUAGCUCCUCCUCGAUCCAAAAGAAUCAGUUCCAUGAUGUAUCCUCCACCCUCCUAA
Mycotypha africana is the source of this 1374-nucleotide messenger RNA. RefSeq lists its product as uncharacterized. The record is from RefSeq and is a predicted model, not a curated record. The coding region runs from base 1 to 1374 and encodes 457 amino acids. Gene Ontology annotation, molecular function: transcription cis-regulatory region binding; protein binding. Gene Ontology annotation, cellular component: nucleus. Gene Ontology annotation, biological process: regulation of transcription by RNA polymerase II. The transcript is spliced from 2 exons. Lineage: Eukaryota; Fungi; Mucoromycota; Mucoromycetes; Mucorales; Mycotyphaceae.